AUGGCCUCAAGUGAAAGUGACCCUAUUAAUGGGGGAAAUGCAAACCACGAAUCCGAGGUCACGCUCGAAGAAAUGAGGGCAAGGAUUGACGCAUUGCGUAGCGACCCUGUUUUUGGAGAUGCCACCGGAGAUGCUAGUGAUAACCGAAUGGAUUUAAUGAGGCUGAUGAUGAUGGAGCUUUUACAAGGAAAUCGACAAAGGCCUAGGACUGAACAAGAAGAGUGCUCAAACAUGUUCAAGAGGUUUUCGGCUCAUAAGCCCCCAACUUAUGAUGGAAAGCCAGACCCCACUGAGUUUGAAGAAUGGCUCAACGGCAUGGAAAAAUUGUUCGAUGCCACCCAGUGCCCCGAUAAGUGGAAAGUUAACUUUGCAGUCUUUUAUCUGAAAGGACAAGCUGAUCUUUGGUGGAAAACUGCCAAGGAAAUGCAACAGCAUCCUGGAUUCGGAUGGGAACAUCUAAAGGAGGCCAUGCGCAACCAGUUUUACCCUCAGUCAUUGCAACUCCAAAUGGAGUCGGAGUUUAUUCAUUUGAAACAGAGGAAUAUGACAGUCUUGGAAUACGCAGUGAAAUUCAAUGAACUUGCUCGAUUCGCUCCAGACUUGGUUUCCACUGAUCGUCAACGGAUGAAUCGUUUCGAAGGAGGUCUAAACGUUGACCUUCAGGAGAAACUAGCAGCACAUAUGAGCAAAUCCUAUCAGGAAUUUAUGAUAGGGCCAUCAAUGUCGAACGCAAGACGAAACUUAGAAAGGAGUGUUUGA
This is a messenger RNA of Beta vulgaris subsp. vulgaris (sugar beet), 759 nucleotides long. RefSeq lists its product as uncharacterized. Bases 1 to 759 code for a protein of 252 amino acids. The transcript has a single exon. The record is from RefSeq and is a predicted model, not a curated record. NCBI's taxonomy places the organism in Eukaryota, Viridiplantae, Streptophyta, Magnoliopsida, Caryophyllales, Amaranthaceae.